Doryrhamphus excisus (bluestripe pipefish) is the source of this 5311-nucleotide messenger RNA. The record is from RefSeq and is a predicted model, not a curated record. NCBI's taxonomy places the organism in Eukaryota, Metazoa, Chordata, Actinopteri, Syngnathiformes, Syngnathidae.
CGAGAGGCGGGGUACACCCUGGACUGGUCGCCAGCCAAUCACAUGGCACAUAUAGACAAACAACCAUUCACACUCACAUUCAUACCUAUGGACAAUUUGGAGUCACCAAUUGACCUAGCAUGUUUUUGGAAUGUGGGAGGAAACCGGAGUACCCGGAGAAAACCCACGCAUGCACAGGGAGAACAUGCAAACUCCACUCAGAGAUGGUCGAGGGUGGAAUCGAACUUGGAUCUCCUAGCUGUAUGGCCUGCUCGCUAACCACUUGUCUACCCUGACUGUGAAUAUAUAUCAUUCUGAAUUAGGAAAGGUCUCAAUUUUCGUGAAGUAAUGUCCUUCCCUCAAAUAAAUGUGGUGUUACAAUAGAAAUCCAGUACCAACCACUGAAUUGAGACAGUUCAUUGCUACUGAGACAGUAAAGUAAUUCUCCAUAGACAAGCAUUUGUGCAACUAAAGGCCUCCUCUCAAAGAAACGCCUUACUUCCAGUAAAGCGUGAGUACAUUGUUUAGACUACAUGAAACACACAUUUGGCAGAAUUUCAAGUGUCAGCCAAUCCUCUAAUAGAUUUGGCUGACUUGGCCCUCGUCUUGGUCCCGGUGACCGCAUCUCUACAGGCCAGCGAGAAUGGCUGCUGACUAACUAAUCCUCUUUACACUCCUCAUCGCUGCAGCGUUGCUUCCUGCCAGUUAUGGACUUCCUUUCAAAACAGACCAGGUGGUGACCUACAAUCCUGCCAGAACGGCUCUACGCGUCUUGGCUGCAUAUUUGUCCUCCUUCUUUAUUGGAUAAAAGUCCCAUGUCUCGCUUGUGGAGCUAUGUUUAUUUAAAAUGUAUUUUUUGUUUUCUGGAUUAUGCCUGAACUUUCUCAUGCCUGUGCGGAUCACACAUGUAUGCAAAGGGAUCGUCAAAAAUGGAUUGUGAUGGGCCGUCUGCGUAUAGCAUGGCUAAAACCGAACACAAGGAGCUAAUACGCAAAAUGCUGAACAUUACAGGACACCAUCUUUACCACAUCUGCCAUCAACAACUCAAGCCAAGGUUGCCAUCGCCAUGGUGACCUUUGCUGAGACGCAGAUCUCUCCUAUGGAGCUGUGCGAGCCACCCUUCCCGACCGCCACCUUGUCCCCCGGCUUGCGGCGUAAAAAGAUGUUGUGGCAGAACGCCGUGAAACACAUCAUCAUCCAGCAGGAGCUGAGCGCCCAGGUGGGUGUGGAGCCGGCACACAAGAUCUUUGUGACGGAUACCUACAUGAAAGAAAUCAACAAACAAAUCCGCAGCAAGGCCUCGCGUGGAGUCAAGCGACGCUCCUCUACGUUUCGAGUCCACCCUUCACAAAUCUGUAGCUCCAUAAGCAUGCACAGCAGCGUGGCAUCAGGUUGGAAUGAAUACGCCAGCGAUGCCGACUUCUUUGUGCACUGGGGCCACAUUAUCCAUGGGAUCUAUAUACCCACCCUGAGACAUACCUUUAAGUCCCGAGACCUGGAAAAACUGUACCAGCAACACUCCUCUCACCAAAGACGCAACUCCUUAGCCAUCACUAACAUCAUUGACGCAAUGGCCAAACUGCAGAUCCUGGUUCUGUACCUUGCUUUGGCCCCUGAGGAGGUCACGGACCCACUACGAGGCUGCUUGACGUGCAUGUUCAUGGUGUUUGCGGUGGCGCUGUGCAUCGUGGUUUUAAACUUUAAGGGCUCCAUGUCGCCAAAGUGGCUCCAUUAUGCCGGGCUUGCCAGCUGGCUGUCGCAGUCCACGCAGGUACUGGGAGGACUGGCAUAUGGACUGGAGAAAGACCCGUCGUGGUACCUUUUGUUCACUCUGUUUGCCACAUACACGCUGCUGCCCUUACCUCUUCUGUGGGCCAUGUGUGCUGGAUCGCUGACGUCAGCGUUGCAUCUUAUACUGGAGAUCAUAUGCUACCGUAACGAUCCAGUUCUUUUAAGAAAGGUGUUUGCCAAAGGCCUUCUGUAUCUGGGUAUGAACACAGCUGGAUUCUUCAUCCACUACCUGACAGAUCAUUCACAGCGACAGGUGUUUCUAGAAACACGGCGUUGCAUUGAAGGACGCCUCAAACUGGAGCAGGAAAACCAGAGACAGGAGCGUCUGGUGCUAUCGAUCUUGCCCCGAUUCGUAGCCUUGGAGAUGAUUGCCGACAUGAGUUCCAUGGAAGACGAGCUCAAUCCUCAAGAAUUUCACAAGAUUUACAUUCACCAGUAUAAGGAUGUCAGCAUACUUUUUGCAGAUAUCAAGGGCUUCACUCUGUUAUCCAUGAACUUGUCAGCUCAGGAUUUGGUUCGAACCCUCAAUGAGCUCUUUGGACGCUUUGAUCGCCUGGCUGAGGAGCACCAAUGCCUGCGAAUAAAGAUACUCGGAGACUGUUACUAUUGCGUGUCAGGAGUUCCAGAACCACAGCGUGCACAUGCCCGUCACUGCGUAGAGAUGGGGCUGGCUAUGAUCAACACCAUUCGGUCUGUACGGAAGCUCCUUAACUUUGACAUGGACAUGAGGAUUGGGAUCCAUUCGGGCUCCGUUCUAUGCGGGGUGCUGGGUCUGCAGAAAUGGCAGUUUGACGUCUGGUCUUGGGAUGUGGGCAUUGCUAACAUGCUGGAGGCAGGCGGGAUACCAGGGCGAAUCCACAUCUCCAAGGCAACCCUGGACUGUCUCGAAGGCACCUACAAGACGGAGGAUGGACGAGGAGGGGACCGGAGUGAAUUUCUGCGGAGACACAACAUUGACACCUUUUUCAUUUGUCCCCUGGAGGACAGAUAUCAAGACGACUACAAUGAGACACCCAAAGUACAGAAAACAAUUCGAACCUGGAAUCCAGAGAUUCCAUUCGGGAGCGCCAUUGACAUGAAUAGUAUCUUGGCCUCAUUUACCAACGGUUCAUUACCCAACAUAUGGCGGUCCACCUCCAAGGAGAUUAAUGAACGCAUCAAACAUGCCAUCGAGGUUCGAAGCAGUGAGCGUAUGCAUAAGGAGCACAUCACUCCUCUGUCUCUGGUGUUCAAGGACAUACACAUUGAGGACAAGUUUUCCCAGAUGAGAGAUGAAAUGUUCAACUCCAACCUGGUGUGUUCCUUUAUCAUGCUCCUAUUUGUCAUGGCUGCCCAGGCCCUCAUCUCUGCCCCCAGGAUGUUCCCAGCCAUCAUCCAGUUUUCCCUGUUUUUACUCACCUACAUGCUGCUGCUACUGGUCGUGUUAGCUGAAGAAUUCAAGUGGUGCCCCGCUAGACUGCAACACUUCUGUUGCUGGAUCCAUGAAAACAACAACGCUCGCAACAUGCUCACCCUCACUGCUAUUGUCAUUAACUUUGCUUUAGCCUCCAUGGACAUGGUAUGGUGCAUUCUCACAGACAGAGAAGAGGCUAAUAUGAUGGACAGUACCAACAUGCCUUCACGUUCACUCACUGUGUGUUCUUUCCCAGAGGUGUUUGUGCUGAGCGGCGUGAUCGCCAUGGUGACGUGCGCUGUCUUUUUACGCCUCAACUCUCUGCUGAAGCUGGCGGUGUUGUUGCUGGCGGUGGCCGUCUACUCCUACCUCAUCCAUCUGGCCUUCCUCUCUCUUGCACGCCACGACAUGCUGCACAGAUCUCACUAUGUCAGGAGGAAAUGGACUGCCAUUCUUCUCUUGGUCAUGUUUAUUGUUGCUGUCUUCUACAAUGGACGCCAGUGGGAAGCCACUGCCAGGCUGGACUUCCUGUGGCGUCUGCAGGCUCAGCAGGAAGUGGAGGAUAUGAGGGAGCUGCGUGAACAUAAUGAAUGUCUUUUGCACAAUAUUCUGCCCGUGCACGUGGCCAGACACUUCUUGGAGCGUAGCAAGAACGAUGAGGAGCUUUACUCCCAGUCAUAUGAUGAAGUGGGAGUCAUGUUUGCUUCCAUUGCUGGCUUUAAUGAGUACUUUGAGCAAAAAGAGGUCAGACAUGAAGGUGUGGACUGCCUACGGCUGCUGAAUGAGAUCAUUGCAGGCUUUGAUGAGUUGCUGGAGGAGUCGUACUUUGACUAUGUCGAGAAGAUCAAAACCAUCGGGAGCUGCUAUAUGGCCGCCUCUGGUCUAGCUCCAGACGGACAGUCGUCUAUGGAUGAAUGGAAUCACUUGAGUGAGCUGGUUCUGUUUGCAAUGGCGAUGCAGGAGACCUUGAAGGAGAUUAACAGGCACUCGGCCAAAGACUUUCAGCUCCGUGUCGGCAUUGCACACGGGCCGGUGGUCGCAGGUGUAAUCGGCGCUAGCAAGCCUCAAUAUGACAUCUGGGGGUCAACGGUGAACUUGGCAAGCCGCAUGGAGAGCACAGGGGUGAGCGGACGUAUCCAGGUGCCUGAGGCCACCAGAAAGAUUCUGAUGGAGUGGGGAUUUUCAUUGGAGCUACGAGGAGAAAUCUUUGUCAAGGGGGUAAGCGAAUGUCAGGGCAAGGUGCGCACCUACUUCAUCAGCACCAUGCGCAGCAAGAUAGCCAACACUUCCCCAGAUGGACGUCCGGGGGGCAGAACCAGUGGACGCAUGACCAUGGCGGGAAUAGUGUUCAGUCUAGUCCAAGCCAGACACAAGGAGAAGCUGAGGGAGACGAAUGGGGGCUUCAAGCUGACACGCUGCGCCCUCUAGCGCUGAUGGGUGGCAGCUGCUUUCAUUCCAUAAUCUUCCAUAUGUAAUUGGUCAUGCACAACCCUCAAUUCACCAUAUAUUGAAAUAAUGACAAUGUUUUCAAAUGGCAUUAUUCAAAAGCCAAUAAUAAUCUUGCAACAGGUUCUGAUACCUUCAAGCCAAACGCACUUAUUACCUCAAAACAACCACAAUCACCUCACAUAGAUUUCCAAUGGCCUAUAUACUGUAUCUAGUGUUUUUUAUGGUUUAUUCUCUAUUUAUCUAUCUGCUUUUUGUAUCUGUAUUUUUGUCAGUGUUGUUUUGACAUAUUCAUUCAUGUUUUAUACACUCUCAUUUUGUUCAGGGCAGACAAAGGAACUGCAUUUUAAAUGUCCCAUAUCUCAGAAAAUCUACAUUUGUUUGCUUAAAAUGUCAAUUCAAGAGCACAGAACGUUUUUUCCAGUUUUUUUUUAUUGUCAAUAGGUAGUCUGAAAGGACCUAAUAUAUAUUUUACACUUCUCACAUGUGACUGAUCUGAAUUAGAAUGUAGUGGCUAAAUAAACGCCAAUGCCUGAAAGACUUCUUAAUUAAAAUGCAGCACCUAUAUGAUUGAGAACCCUUUUUGUUUUGUUAAGAAUUAGUGAUAAGAUAUUUAUGUUUAAAAUACAUAAUUUAGGGGAUUAUUAUCAUUCUGGGACUGUAUUAGUGUUAUCACUUUUUUUGCUAAUAAAGUCAAAUAGA